Molecule: messenger RNA, 4580 nt
Organism: Pangasianodon hypophthalmus (striped catfish)
Lineage: Eukaryota; Metazoa; Chordata; Actinopteri; Siluriformes; Pangasiidae
Product: NLR family CARD domain-containing protein 3-like
Exons: 13
Coding region: 178-3366 (1062 amino acids)
Molecular function (GO): protein binding
Source: RefSeq, a predicted model, not a curated record
GGCUGCUUUAACGCAGUCGCCAUUUUGCGGCGAUUUUGCAAAAGUAAAAAAAAAAAUCUUAAAGUCCCGGAGAAACGGUGGUGUUACUGUCACAUAACAAGGUCUGUUCACUAAAGGAGUGUAAUCCGUUCUAGCAGAAGAGAUCAGACUGUUCAGGAUACUUUACUAAUCAUAAAGAUGGAGACGUCUGAUCUGGACACAGAUAAUGGAGCCCUGUCCUCAGUAAAGAGUGAAAUCCAGAUGAAGAGAUCAGACUCACCAACAGCCAGCUGUGUCUCCAUGAAGAGUAAUGUAUCUAAGGAUAUUCCUCCAGAACUUAAAGAUGUAGAUUCCUCAUCUGUACACAGUCAAAUCCAGAUAAAGAGAUCAGAUUCACCCAGCUGCGUCUCUAUGAAGAGUGAUGAGUCGAUGGAUCCUCCUUCAGAAUUUAAAGAUGUAGAUUCCUCAUUUGUACACAGUGAUCUGCAGGAGGCAGAAGCUGUAACAGAAAAGAACAUUGUCACAGACACAGGGCACAACCCAGAAACUGCUGUAAAUGAAUUAAAGGGAUAUUUUAAAAUAAGUCUGUUGAAGAAGUUUGAGUGGUUGAAUGGAGUGAUGAUAAACCAGGGGAACCCAAUACUCCUGAAUGAGAUCUACACAGAGCUCUACAUCACAGAGGGAGACAGUGGAGACAUCAAUAAUGAACAUGAGGUGAGACAGAUGGAGGCAGCAUCCAGGAGAAAAACAACAGAGGAAACACCAAUCAAAUGCAAUGACAUCUUUAAGCCCUUAUCUGAAGAAGACAACCCCAUCAGGACUGUUCUGACAAAGGGAGUUGCUGGCAUCGGAAAAACAGUCACUGUGCAGAAGUUCAUUCUGGACUGGGCUGAAGGGAAAGAAAAUCAGGACGUCCACCUCAUAUUUCCACUUCCUUUCAGAGAGCUGAAUUUGAUGAAGGACCAAAAACUGAGUCUGAUGGAGCUAAUUCAUGUCUGUUUUAAGGAGACAAAAGAAAUGGACAUUUCUAGUUUAGAAAAAGUUCUGUUUAUUUUUGAUGGAAUGGAUGAGUGUCGGUUCCCUCUAGAUUUCCAGAACACAGUGAGAGUGUGUGAUGUAACUGAAUCAGCACCAGUGCAUGUGGUGCUGAGAAACCUGAUCAAAGGGAAUUUGCUUCCCUCUGCUCUCAUCUGGAUCACUUCCCGACCAGCAGCAGCUGUUCAAAUCCCCUCUGAGUGUGUCGAUCGAGUCACAGAGGUACGAGGGUUCACUGACCCACAGAAGGAAGAAUAUUUCAGCAAGAGGAUCAGUGAUCAGAACCUGGCCAAUAACAUCAUCACACACCUGAAGUCAUUAAGAAGCCUCUACAUCAUGUGCCACAUCCCAGUCUUCUGCUGUAUUUCAGCCACUGUUCUAGAGAGAAUGUUGGGCAAAGCAGAGAGUGGAGAGAUCCCCAAGACUCUGACUCAAAUGUACACCCACUUCCUCAUCAUUCAGACAAUCAUAAGAGGAAAGUACUCAAAGAAGCAGGGGAGUUAUGAAGAAAUGGUUCUGAAACUGGGACAACUGGCUUUUCAGCAGCUGAAGAAAGGCAACUUGAUUUUCUAUGAGGAAGACCUGAAAGAGUGUGGCAUUGAUGUGACAGAAGCAGCAGUGUACUCUGGUGUGUGUACACAGAUCUUCAGAGAGGAGUUUGGGCUUCACCAGAGUAAAGUGUACUGCUUUGUUCAUCUGAGUGUUCAGGAGCAUCUCGCAGCUCUGUAUGUGGAUCUGACAUUCAUGAUGGAAAAGAGAAAUGUUCUGACAGAGAGUCAGCCUUCAAAACUGGAAAUGAAAGAUAUUACAAUCUCAGAUGUCCACAAGAGUGCUGUAGAUCAGGCCUUAAAAAGUCAGACUGGACAUCUGGAUCUUUUCCUUCGCUUUCUUCUGGGUCUCUCACUGGAGUCCAAUCAGAGUCUCUUACAUGCUUUUGUAACACAGACAGGAAGUAGCUCCCAGAGCAAAGAGGAAACAGUUCAGUACAUUAAGAAGGAGAUCAGUAGAGACCUUCCUGCAGAGAAGUCCAUCAAUCUGUUCCACUGUCUGAAUGAACUGGGUGACAAUUCUCUAGUGGAGGAAAUCCAACACUACCUGAAGUCUGGAAAACAAAGUGAACUCUCUCCUUCACAGUGGUCUGCUCUGGUGUUUGUGUUACUGACAUCAGCGCAGGAGCUGGAAGAAUUUGACCUGAGUAAAUAUACCAGUACAGACAACGUAUCAGACUGGGUUCUUGUGAAGGUGAUGCCUGUGGUUGCAGAAUCCAGAAAAGCAAUUAUCAGAUGUGGUACAAUUAAAGAGAGAAGUUGGAUGGCUCUGGACUCAGUGCUCAGAUCAGAAACCUCCAAACUGCGAGAACUGCAUCUGACUGUGAAUACAAUGCAUCUGUCCCAGAAUAAUCUAGGAGUCACAGGAGUGAAUCGUCUCUCUGCUGUACUGGAGAAUCCCCUCUGUAAAGUGGAGACACUGAGGUUGCAGUGUUGUGAUGUCUCAGAUGAAGGCUGUGCUGCUCUGUCUUCAGCUCUGAUAUCAAACCCCUCACACCUGAGAGACCUGGAACUAUCUAAUAAUAAUCUAGGAGACUCAGGAAUGAAGUGUCUCUCUGCUGGACUUGAGAAUCCUCACUGCAAACUGGAGAUACUGAGUUUGUUUAAUUGUGGUAUCUCAGAUGAAGGCUGUGCUGCUCUGGCUUCAGCUCUGAUAUCAAACCCCUCACACCUGAAAAACCUGAAUAUGUCUAGGAAUAAUCUAGGAGACCUAGGAGUGAAGCGUCUCUCUGCUGUACUGGAGAAUCCUCACUGUAAACUGGAGACACUGAGGUUGCUGUGUUGUGGUAUCUCAGAUGAAGGCUGUGCUGCUCUGGCUUCAGCUCUGAUAUCAAACCCCUCACACCUGAGAGAACUGAAUCUGUCUGAGAAUAAUAAUCUAGGAGACUCAGGAGUGAAGUGUCUCUCUGCUGUACUGGAGAAUCCUCACUGCAAACUGGAGAUACUGAGGUUGUGGGAUUGUGGUAUUUCAGAUGAAGGCUGUGCUGCUCUGGCUUCAGCUCUGAGAUCAAACCCCUCACAACUGAGAGAACUGCAUCUGUCUGAGAAUAAUCUAGGAGACUCAGGAGUGAAGCGUCUCUCUGCUGUACUGGAGAAUCCUUACUGCAAACUGGAGACACUGAGGUUGUGUGGUUGUGGUAUCUCAGAUGAAGGCUGUGCUGCUCUGGCUUCAGCUCUGAGAUCAAACCCCUCACAACUGAGAGAACUGGAGCUGAAGGGGAAUAAACUAGGAGACUCAGGAAGGAAGCUGCUCUCUGCUCUUCAGGAUGAUGAACAUUACAAACUAGAGAAAGUGUUUUGGUGAUGAACAUCUGUGUGUGACUGAUGAAGACUCUGGUGUGACUGGGUUUCCGUGUUGGAGAAUAGAGAACAUGUUUACAGACACAUCAGUCAUUUAGUUCUAACACAUUAAAUAGACUCAGAAGUGAGAAGUGUGUGUUCAUCUUGCACGGUGAAUCAGACUGCACACAAUUCUACACUGAGACUGUACAGGAUGCAGACAUUAGGACUGAACUCAGAACAGCUGGAAUGGAGACUCAGUGUUGAUCAGAACACCUCAGGUGUGUGAUCCUGAAGUUACUGAGUGUUACAAUCAGCCCCUGGAGACACAGACACCCUCCUGCACAUUCAACACCUCGUUCACUCCGAAUGUUUACCUGAUACUCGUCUGUCUUUUAAAGAGACUGAGGCACAGAGAGUAUACAGCGUUUUCUGGAUGUGAAUGCUUUCUGAAAUUUAUUUAUUUAUAUAUUUGAAAUGAAUAAACAAAAAAUAAGAGUAGUUUUUACUUACAUCAUUUCAUAACUUGCACAGGCUCUUAUAGUUUACUGUGUAAUAAGUAAGCAAUAAUCUCUGACGGGGCGUCAUACGGCCUGAAGUGAAGUGGAUUUAAUGUUACCACCAUAAAGCUGACCAUAAAGUUGAUUAUUUUCCUAUAACAGCACAUCCCUUUUUAUUCUUCUUACACAACAGCAAUUUGCCAAUGACUUUGAGUAGUUUUUGAGAUUUGUAUGUUGGAGAUUACUCUGUGGCAAUUAAGCUAUAAUUUUUUGAUUUGUUAAUAAACAACAUAUCAUGCUUUUUUCUUUUAACCUUAUAUUGUUAUUGUAAAUAGUUACACUGACUGCACUUAUAACCUGCUGUGUAAUUUCACAGUGUAAUGUAAAUACAGCAUUUUAAUCCUUGUAAUGAUAUGUUAUUGUCUCAAACCAAUGGAUGAAAAGACCAAGAUGUAUAAACUAAAACUUUCUACAGAGUGUAAAAUAGUGUCUUGUACUUGUUUGUAAUGCACUAAAUAUAUCCAAUAGGAGGCAGUUUAUGAUUUAUCCUUAAUAACUUAGUGCACUACAUGCUGUUUAAGAUAAGAAUGACUAUGGUCAUUUAGACACAGAGUCACUCUUGCAUCAUUCCGUUCAUGGACGACAUGCUUCUGCGGCCUUCAAUUUAGUGAGGAUUAGAAGACACAUGAGAAAGAUUGAAGAUUAGAUUUCUUGGUGAAUAAAGGUCACAAAAGCUCAA